CUCCGCUGCGCUCGCCCUCGCGCCCGGCGCCCGCAGUCCAUGGCCCCGUCUCGCCGGCAGCUCGGCCUCCGCGCCGCCUACUCCGGCCUCAGCUCCGUGGCCGGCUUCUCCAUCUUCCUCGUCUGGACGGUGGUCUACAGCCAGCCGGGGACAGCGGCUAUGGGGGGACUCGCAGGUGUGCUGGCGCUGUGGGUCCUGGUUACGCACGUGAUGUACAUGCAGGAUUACUGGAGGACCUGGCUCAAAGGGCUGCGUGGCUUCUUCUUUGUGGGCAUCCUCUUCUCGGCUCUCUCCAUCGCCACCUUCUGCACCUUCCUCGUGCUGGCCAUCACCGGACAUCAGAGCCUCACAGACCCCAACAGCUACUACCUGUCCUGCGUCUGGAGCUUCAUUGCCUUCAAGUGGGCCUUCCUACUCAGCCUCUACGCCCACCGCUACCGGGCUGACUUUGCCGACAUCAGCAUCCUCAGCGAUUUCUGACCCACGGGGUGUGGCCUCUGCACCCUGGGGUCCUCAGGACCUGGACUCAGCUUCUGAGACAUCAGGUGGGACUGUCCCAUCCCUGGCGUAACCCAGAACCAUGGCAGGAAAUACACAGCAGGAAGACUUUGGUCUCCCAGGAAGCUGUCCCGUCCACUUUGGGGGAGACUGGGCGUGGUGGAAAGGGGUCCUGCCCUGUUGUUCCUCAUAGGCCUGGCUGGAGGGAAGCUUUUCAGAUGGAUCUAUUUUCUUAGCACGAAGUGAGGAAUCUUUGUAAACAGGGCCUGUGCAACUGUCAAGAGAAAGAGGCCUUGACUUCUGCCUGGGGGCAGGGAGCAGAGUCCCUGCUGCCCCAGGAACUCUCUCUCCUUCAGGUCAGGGUGGAAACCUGGGAAGGUCAGGUCAAGUAAGGGGUCUCUAGUAGAGACUCAACCCCCAACCCCAGCAUCCCACCCUGUUGUUCCCCCAAGGGUUGGGGACUUGGGCUGAGAAUUCAAAGUCCCUGUUCCACCCAGACCUGGCCUCCCAUGAGUGUGCUAGCCAUUCAUCUCCUUCACCACCCAAGUCCUCCCUCACACACCUCAGAGCAAGACUCCCCAAACCAGGCCAGACUGAGGGUCUUGGGGAAGGUGCUCUGCCCUCAGAAGAGCUUGAGUAGGGGCAGCAUAUUGUGGGCUGGAAGGACCCCUCAGACCUGUCUGCACACCUCCAGCCUGGCAUUUCUACUGCCUUCUCACGCCUGCCCCUGGUCACACUCAGAACACCCCCCAUUGAGAUGCCCCCCAACUCCUGCCCCUCAUCACUGCCCCUCACCUAGAGCUUGUAUCUGCCCAUACACUGGCCCAAGGGCUCACCCGACAGGAAGGGGGGGGUCUACUGGUACGUGUCUUUUUGUUAGGUUGCCAUUUUGCACGGUCUACCCCUUCCCCACCUGUGUCCACCCCUCAGCUCUUUGCCUUAUCUGUGUCACCGUCACUUUAGCAGAAUACAGCAACUGUUUGUAUCAGA
Messenger RNA from Molossus molossus (Pallas's mastiff bat), 1488 nucleotides. It is a transcript of the gene SLC48A1, whose product is annotated as solute carrier family 48 member 1. Gene Ontology annotation, cellular component: lysosomal membrane; plasma membrane. Gene Ontology annotation, molecular function: heme transmembrane transporter activity; heme binding. Gene Ontology annotation, biological process: heme transport. The transcript is spliced from 3 exons. The record is from RefSeq and is a predicted model, not a curated record. Lineage: Eukaryota; Metazoa; Chordata; Mammalia; Chiroptera; Molossidae. The coding region runs from base 40 to 480 and encodes 146 amino acids.